Messenger RNA from Candidozyma duobushaemuli, 552 nucleotides. RefSeq lists its product as uncharacterized. The transcript has a single exon. NCBI's taxonomy places the organism in Eukaryota, Fungi, Ascomycota, Pichiomycetes, Serinales, Metschnikowiaceae. The record is from RefSeq and is a predicted model, not a curated record. The coding region runs from base 1 to 552 and encodes 183 amino acids.
AUGUGUCCUCUGUGCCGCAAAAUAGGCAUCAUCGAGCUCCCCGUCGCCGCCCACCACGCCUUUUUCUUUCUAGACGGCAGUGUUUACAUCAACCACGGAUCUGCCACCUUGCCGAUCUGGAAAGACAUCGACGAGUUCUUCUAUUUCCACACGCUAUUGAUGGUGGGAAGAACAAACUAUGAAGCGGGCAUGUUGGCCCAGCAUUUGUGGAACCAGCGGCUAGACGAGUGUGAGGUGGAGUAUCGAAAGAACGAGAAGAGGUUUAUGGAGUUGAUCGAAAAAGGCGAGUUUCCUGGAUCUCCAAAUUAUAGAUACGGAGAAGGUGAGGGAGGUGGCAGUCCCGUGAGCUCUGCGGGCUCAGUGAAUCAGUUCAAUGGAUGUGGACUGUCCAAGGGUAUAAGGAAGAAGGAAAGCAACGAGGAGGUGCCUCGAAAGAUAUACGGGCUUCCUUCGCCUGAGAAGCUCAAAACAGCCUUGACAAAGAGCCAGAAGAAGAAGUUGGCCAAGUCGAGGAGAAACGUGGCCAAGAAGUUGCAGCAGUUGGCUGACUAG